GGAAGUGACGAAUCACAUCGCAACGGAACGAGACCCUGCCGGCGGCAGGCACCGGGUUAAUGAAUCUAAGGAAUCUAAGCAAAUGGCUUCGCCGGGCAGGGUACAAAAGAAAACUUCCUCGGGCUUCGUCCAAUAUACACUGCCCGACUUUCCCGUACUUGUGCGACAGAUAGCCAGCAAGAGAUUCACCUUCACCGGUCAAUCGAACUGACAAGAAGGUUUUGAAGACCUGACCAUACACUGCCCGAAGUUUCCUAAUUCGGACGACGAACAAAUGCACUGCCGAUCACGUGCUUCUACCGCAUCCAAAUUGCUUCUACUGAGCCACGACAACGUUAGACAAGCUCUACUCCCACCAUGGUUCGCUCAACAAUAAUAGUUCGCGCAACAGAUGCUUUGCCAAUGGCAGCAAGCGUGGAUGAUGAGCAGACUGAGCAAGCUCUUCAGGAGCACAAGCAACAGUCGAAACUAAUUUUUCGACGUAUCACACCCAACUCGGAACCGCGGUGUUCCAUCGAAAGCGGGCAGUACACGCUGCACUACCUCCUCGCAGAUAAUGUCGUGUUUCUCACCAUUGCGGACAAAUCUUACCCGCGGAAACUGGCUUUCUCGUAUUUAGAAGAAAUUUCAAAGGAAUUCUCCGUAUCUUACGGACCCAAAGUCGAGUCUGUACGGAAACCGUAUGCCUUUGUCGGGUUUGAUACCUUCAUGUCCAAAACAGCGCGGCUAUAUCAGGAUACUCGUGCAGCUGAUACAGCCGGAUCAUCAAACUUGGAUAAGUUAAACAAUGAAUUGCAAGACGUCACUCGCAUCAUGACCAAGAAUAUGGAGGAGCUUUUAUGGAGGGGGGACUCGUUAGACAGAAUGUCGCAUCUGUCAACCUCCCUGCGUUCCGAAUCGGAGAAGUACCGCAAGGCAGCAAGAAAUAUAAACAUUCAGGCGCUCAUACGACAGUACGCACCCUUUGGUGCUGUGGCACUUCUCCUUAUCAUCGUGUUGUGGUGGCGGUUCUCAUGAACUGCAUUUGAGUUCCUUCCACGAAGAAUUGGACGUCUUUCACCCAGGCAAAGUAAUCUAUUACCUUUUGCAAGACUUUUGUAAUAUUGUGCCUCCU
This is a messenger RNA of Suillus paluster, 1114 nucleotides long. Its product is annotated as Longin-like domain-containing protein. Gene Ontology annotation, cellular component: ER to Golgi transport vesicle membrane; endoplasmic reticulum membrane; endoplasmic reticulum-Golgi intermediate compartment. Bases 358 to 1017 code for a protein of 219 amino acids. Gene Ontology annotation, molecular function: SNAP receptor activity. The transcript is spliced from 5 exons. Gene Ontology annotation, biological process: vesicle fusion with Golgi apparatus; endoplasmic reticulum to Golgi vesicle-mediated transport; retrograde vesicle-mediated transport, Golgi to endoplasmic reticulum. NCBI's taxonomy places the organism in Eukaryota, Fungi, Basidiomycota, Agaricomycetes, Boletales, Suillaceae. The record is from RefSeq and is a predicted model, not a curated record.